Molecule: messenger RNA, 5757 nt
Organism: Kogia breviceps (pygmy sperm whale)
Lineage: Eukaryota; Metazoa; Chordata; Mammalia; Artiodactyla; Physeteridae
Gene: CELF2
Product: CUGBP Elav-like family member 2
Biological process (GO): regulation of alternative mRNA splicing, via spliceosome; mRNA splice site recognition
Cellular component (GO): cytoplasm; nucleus; ribonucleoprotein complex
Molecular function (GO): mRNA 3'-UTR binding
Source: RefSeq, a predicted model, not a curated record
UGUGAUGGUGUCUGGAAAGGAAUCACCCCAGAGACAGCUGUUCCUAGUUGAGAACUCAGCCUUGGUCGCGACAAACUUGAUUUCCCUGACAGAUGAGCCACCAAGACUUUUCACUUUUGUGGUCACCUGCCUCCUCAGACCCACAGCUGUGGAGGAGACCGUCUGGCAUUGUCUGGCUUCCGUUUGAGAGAGAAAGAGGGAGAAAGAAAGAGAAAGCUGAAGGGGGAGGGAAAUAAGGCAGCACGAGGGAUAAUGGAGAAAGGAGGAAAAGGGAAAGGCAAGUCUGAGAGGGAAGUGAUAGGCUGGUUGGGCUCAGGGUCUGACAGGUCCACAGUAUUAGCAUUUCAUCCCCUUGGAAUGGAAACUUCUGGAAACCCUAAAGGGGCAUCUCAUUUCCGAGCGCGAAGUAACGGCACAGCCAACAAGAUGAACGGCGCUUUGGAUCACUCAGACCAGCCAGACCCAGAUGCCAUUAAGAUGUUUGUCGGACAGAUCCCCCGGUCCUGGUCGGAAAAGGAGCUGAAAGAACUUUUUGAGCCUUACGGAGCUGUCUACCAGAUCAACGUCCUCCGGGACCGGAGUCAGAACCCUCCCCAGAGUAAAGGUUGUUGUUUCGUAACAUUUUAUACAAGAAAAGCUGCACUUGAGGCCCAGAAUGCACUGCACAAUAUUAAAACUUUACCUGGGAUGCAUCAUCCCAUCCAGAUGAAACCUGCAGAUAGUGAAAAAUCAAACGCCGUGGAAGACAGAAAAUUGUUCAUAGGAAUGGUUUCGAAGAAAUGUAAUGAGAACGAUAUCCGGGUGAUGUUCUCUCCAUUUGGCCAGAUAGAAGAAUGCCGGAUCCUCCGGGGACCCGACGGGCUGAGUCGAGGCUGUGCGUUUGUCACAUUUUCUACAAGGGCAAUGGCACAGAAUGCAAUCAAAGCCAUGCAUCAGUCUCAGACCAUGGAGGGCUGCUCUUCACCGAUUGUGGUGAAGUUCGCUGACACUCAGAAGGACAAAGAGCAAAGACGUCUCCAGCAGCAGCUGGCACAGCAGAUGCAGCAGCUCAACACUGCCACCUGGGGGAACCUGACGGGUCUGGGCGGCCUCACCCCGCAGUACCUGGCGCUUCUGCAGCAGGCCACCUCCUCCAGCAACCUGGGUGCAUUCGGUGGCAUUCAGCAAAUGGCUGGCAUGAAUGCUUUACAGUUACAGAACCUGGCAACGCUGGCAGCGGCUGCAGCCGCAGCCCAGACCUCAGCCACUACCACCAAUGCAAAUCCUCUCUCCACCACGAGCAGCGCCCUAGGAGCCCUCACCAGUCCCGUGGCUGCUUCAACCCCCAACUCCACUGCUGGUGCAGCCAUGAAUUCUCUGACCUCUCUCGGGACUCUGCAAGGCUUGGCAGGAGCCACUGUCGGACUGAAUAACAUUAAUGCACUAGCAGGUAUGGCGGCUCUGAAUGGAGGACUUGGCGCCACGGGCUUGACGAAUGGCACGGCGGGCACCAUGGACGCCCUCACCCAGGCCUACUCAGGGAUCCAGCAGUACGCGGCCGCGGCGCUGCCCACGCUGUACAGCCAGAGCCUGCUGCAGCAGCAGAGCGCGGCCGGCAGCCAGAAGGAAGGUCCAGAGGGUGCAAACCUCUUUAUUUACCACCUUCCACAGGAGUUUGGAGACCAGGACAUCCUGCAGAUGUUCAUGCCUUUUGGAAAUGUUAUCUCUGCUAAAGUCUUCAUUGACAAACAGACCAAUCUGAGCAAGUGCUUUGGUUUUGUUAGCUACGACAAUCCCGUGUCUGCGCAAGCUGCUAUCCAGGCUAUGAACGGCUUUCAGAUUGGCAUGAAACGCUUGAAGGUCCAGCUGAAGCGCUCCAAAAACGACAGCAAACCUUACUGAUCCUAACCCCAGAGGCUCCCUGCUCUUAUUUUAGCUUUCUUAGGGUAAGUCCCACGAGCCAGCCUGGGCUCAACAGGAAAGGCAGAGGAGGACCACAUUGCCAACUUUUACCAAGAGAGACGGUUAUUUUUACAAUAAGGCCUCCAUUACCCCCUCCCGGCCCCCUACCCAGUUCGCCAUAAACUCGGCUACCUUGUUUCUAUCGAGUAAACUCCUCCUCCACUUGUGCCACUGUAUUCUCCUUUGUUUUUGCAAUUUGAAUCUCCUUUUACCUUUUUUGUUUUCUGUUUUUUGCUUUUUUAAAGAAAAACACAUACACAGUAAAUGACAUCUUAACAACUUAAAAGGCAAACAAAGGCUAACGUGCAAUUCUAACUCUGAGACCCCUCCCCCUCCCCACCCCCACCCCGUGCCCCAGAGCACUGCCUGGAGAAUUCGCCCCUCCUGCCCGCGCCCACCCUGCAGAGGGGCGCCAGCUGUUCAUAGAGGGUAAGGCGGUGGCCUAGCGCGAGAGAAAAGCCAGGAGAAGCACUUAAAAACAAUACAAAAUGUCUUUCCACUACAUUUGGUUUGUUUUAAUACGUAGGAUUUUAUUUUUAGGGUUCAAAGAAACAUGACAUUUAUUGGUCAGAUUAUUACACUGGUUGUCUAUUUUGUUAUUGUUUUAUUUUAGUUUUUAGAAAGGAUUAAUGUAAAAAAAGAUUUAGAGAUCUGUUUCUUAAAGCUACAGGGUUUAAAAAUUAAAAAUGAGUGAAAAUACUUGAUGUUUCUUGAAAGAUAAAUUUAAUAAUAAAUAAGUAAUACAUAAAUACUACAUAAAAAGAAAGCCACAGGCCUGUAAAUUUUAUUUGUAAAAAAAGCAUUUCUAUUUUUGUACAAAAUUUUUACUGCCUCAGAAAUAAUGGAAGUUAUUUAUUGCCUAUUGUUAACUUAUUGGGUAUCUAAAGAGCAGCUCUCUGUGCUAGCCAGAUCCUUCUGAAGUAGUCUCUAGAGGAAUCGUUCUAGGAAUGGGCUUUUUUUCACCGUUGAACCCUAGGCCUCAAGUCCAUGCUUUAUCCUCUCGGUGUCUGUAUCUGUCUGAUGAUUUUGUUCGUAACUGCCAUUAUCUAGUUUACAGUUCAGUCGUCUGACUUUCCCCAUCUGUUACAUUCGUUGAAACUGGACCCUCUCCCCAUCCUUUGCCAGCCCCUCACCCCAAAACACCCAGAAUCCAUCCCCUCUCCCUCUCCGGAUGGAUUCUCUUGGGUUCCUUUGUGCUGUGGAUAAAGAGUGUAAGAAAUGCAAAUUACGUGGAUGGCUCGUAGACUCCCUAAUGACCUAAGAUUUGCAUUAGUUUUUCUCCUGCACCCUGAAGAGUGAUUUUGUUGCUGCUGCGUAGAUUCUGUGUAACUUUUUACUCUCCCUGUUUUCUCCCUAGACAUCUUCAUGCCCGUUAGUUCACCGUUUGCCUAGCAUGUCCCUGUGGCGUCUCAAAAAAAAGUUUCAUCGUCCCGUCAUUGUUUCUGAUGUCUUUCUGACCUCACAUCAUAUUUGGUUCUCCUACUGACCUUUGAUCUAGUUUGACCUUUGAAAUUUGCAUGUGACCUCAUCUAGCUAUGAAUUCUGGGAAGUCAAUGUGAAAAACAUUGCUGCAUUCAUGCAAGACUGAAAUUUAUUAUUACACAAAUUAAUAAUAGGAAAAAACCUGUGGCAAAAAUGUUUCUUUUUUUUUCUUUUCUUUUCAUAAAACAGACUUGAAAGUAUUAUACAGGGAUUGGCAUUCUUCCCGGUCACUGGUAACAAUAGCAAUAUGUGUCCAGGGACACAGAAUGUUGGUUUCUAACAGACUACUUCCAAAAACAGUUUGAGAAAAAAACUGUCUGAUUUUAAGUCUCUAGAGGUCUGUAAUAGUUUUUACAUUUUUCAGGCAGUGUAAAGUUUUUUGAUAAGGCCAUUUUAGGUGGCUCACUUUCUCAUUAAGAUAUAUAUAUAGAACCACUUUUUGUAGAUUAGUAUAAGAAAAAUAUUUACCCUGUUUUGGGGCAAAUGCUACCUAUUUGUGUCACCUUUUGCUGAACUGACUCACAGUUAGACAAUCCAUGGUUUAAUGCACAUGAAAUUACCUAUAUUUUAUACUGUUUCAAUGUACAGGAGAAAGGUUACUGUAAACUGUGUUACGUUGGUGCUUCUGUGAAUUAAGUUGUGGUUUCAUCAUGAGUCUUAUGGUCUUAAUGUUCUUUGUUGAUAAGACAAGUUUAGAAUUGGUUUACUUAAAACAAAAAAGAAUUUCAAAAAAAAGUUGUUUGCUUACAAAAAAUUUCAUGUGAGGGAAAAAAGAAAACCUAUUCCAGAGUAAGUUUUGUGUUGGCUUGUAAAGCAUUGAUGUCAUUUUUUUUUUUUUUUUUGUGGACUAUUUAGAUGUGUUUGUGUUCAGCAAAAUGUGAUUUUUUUUUUUCUUUUAAAGAAAAAAAGUGAAAAUAUAUAGUGCCAAAUUCCAAAGGUACUUCCUUCCUAGAGCUUCAGUGUGUUUCUUGUGAGAAGUAAUUUGAUAACAUGGGUAUUUUAUUAUGUGUUUUGUAUAAAUCCCUAAUAUUUAAAAAACAAAAAACAAAAAAAAGAGGUUAAAAAGUUUGUUAACUUGCUAUCCUGUGGUCUUGUUGCCUGAAAUUGUUAUUGUUUGUUAUUUCUCUAUGAUGUUUUUUGUAAGACAUUGUAUAAGUGCCCAUGUCUCACUUUUUUAACCACUCUGAACAUCAAUGCUGUGACGGCAACCUCACAAUGUAUUUUCUUCAUGAUAUAUGGAAACCUCUAAGGUGAGAAAGUUUUGAACUUUUAACCCUUUCUACCCAGCGCUAUCUGGAAUGUUAACUUUUUAUGCUAUCAUCAUUUUCGUUUGUUUUGGGGUGUUUCUAAUUUGGAUUAUUUUUUCUGCAUAUAUCUUUGAGUUGUUUCUGUCUUUACUACUACUUUAUCCUUUGGUUGAGAGCCAAAAGAAAGGAAAAAAAAUACACUUUAAAAAUAGUUUACUGGAUAAACCUUCUGAGGGGAACAGUAGAUAGCCAAGCACCUAAAUAAACCUUAAAUUCAAUAUGCUUUUGAGAUCAGGUUAGCGGUAUGUUCCAGUUUAGAAUAAUUUCAUAUACAUCUUCCAGAUAAACGGCUUUGUGAUGAUGGGGUAGUCUUUUGAGGGAUUUUUGGUUUUGUUUCUUACAUAUUCCCAAAUUAAUGUUUCUUAUCAGCCAUUGUGCAGUGGAUACCUCUGAAUAAGCCAGGUGUCUGGAGUUAGAAGUUGACAGUCCUUUUCCCUGCCUUUUUGUUUCUUUUGAAUCGAAUGCAUCGACUAACCAUCAAAGGCAGACUCAGUUCUUCAUCACAGUUACUGACCAAAUACCUAGCACCCGUUCCUGCUGCCACUUUCUAAAAGCGCCAUAUUUCUUUGACUUUCACUUCAUGUGAGCAGGUCUCUUGCUGUCCUGACAAACCCCAAAGUCAUCCCCACAGUCCCAAAACACACUCCUUUCUGGAAGCUUCUUUGUCUCUCUAAUGGAGCUCAGAAGCUGCUGGCUCCAUUUCCUUCCUCCUUUUCCCGCUCACCACCCUGUUUGGUUUAAUAUGUGUGUGGAUGUGACAGCCCUGGGAUGGAAAGGACUAGCCUCUAAUGAUGCAAAAAAAAAAAAAGUUUCCUUCUUACAGCACAUGCACUUACAAUGAAAUGAUCUGUAUUAUCCUCACACGUGUUUACUACUGCUGGGGCCUUCCUUCAUCCUUCGAGGGCUAUUUUGUACUUCCUGCAGCAAGCAGCUGAAUAAUAGAGGUUAUCGCACUUGUCUCUCUCUUUUGUAGAUGAUAAUAUGGUGGUACAGAGAUACAUCCAUAAGAACACAAGACAACACCAUU